Camelina sativa (false flax) is the source of this 1440-nucleotide messenger RNA. Its product is annotated as proline-rich protein 1-like. NCBI's taxonomy places the organism in Eukaryota, Viridiplantae, Streptophyta, Magnoliopsida, Brassicales, Brassicaceae. The record is from RefSeq and is a predicted model, not a curated record. Gene Ontology annotation, cellular component: cell periphery. Gene Ontology annotation, biological process: response to ethylene.
ACAUUUUCUUAUAAAUCCCCAUUUGAUGAAGUCGUUUAACUCAUCCCAAUUCAUAUACAAAGAACACACAAAAAAAGGAGCUAGCUUAAGGCAAAAUACAAUCUAAACGCUCCGUAAUGGCGAUCACACGCGCCUCCUUUGCCAUUUGCCUUAUCCUCUCCUUGGUUACCAUUGCCACCGCUGAUUACUACUCUCCCUCAUCCCCUCCGGUUUACAAAUCACCGGAACACAAACCCACGCUUCCACCUCCGGUUUACACGAAGCCAACUAUCCCACCUCCGGUCUACACUAAGCCAACUAUUCCACCCCCGGUUUACACUCCACCAGUUUACAAGCCUACUCUCUCCCCACCGGUUUACACUAAGCCAACUAUCCCACCUCCGGUCUACACUCCACCGGUUUACAAGCCUACUCUCUCACCUCCAGUUUACACCAAACCAACUAUCCCACCUCCGGUCUACACUCCACCGGUUUACAAGCCUACUCUCUCCCCACCGGUAUACACUAAGCCAACUAUCCCACCUCCGGUUUACACUCCACCGGUUUACAAGCCUACUCUCUCACCACCGGUUUACACUAAGCCAACUAUCCCACCCCCGGUUUACACUCCACCAGUUUACAAGCCUACUCUCUCCCCACCGGUUUACACUAAGCCAACUAUCCCGCCUCCAGUUUACACUCCACCGGUUUACAAGCCUACUCCUUCAGCUCCAGUCUACAAAAAGUCUCCAAGCUAUUCAUCUCCUCCUCCUCCAUAUAUGCCUAAACCAACCUACACUGCACCUACCAAACCAUACGUCCCAGAGAUUCUUAAGGCUGUUGAUGGCAUCAUCCUAUGCAAAAACGGCUACGAAACCUACCCUAUUCUAGGAGCAAAGGUAAAAAUUGUGUGCUCCGACCCAGCAUCAUACGGGAAAGACAAGAACGAGGUUGUGAUCUACAGCAACCCCACUGACUCUAAGGGUUACUUCCACGUGUCGUUGACCGACAUCAAGGAUCUAGCUUACUGCCGUGUCAAGCUUUACACAUCUCCCAUCGAGUCUUGCAAUAACCCGACAAAUGUCAACAAGGGUCUCACAGGAGUUCCCUUGUCGUUGUACGGAUACCGUUUCUACUCCGACAAAAACUUGAAGCUCUUCAGCGUCGGACCUUUCUACUACACCGGUCCUAAGGCUGCUCCCGCCACUCCCAAAUAUUCCGCCACUCCCAAAUAUUGAUCGUGAUGAUCACAUUAUUAUGAUGAUCUUGCAUGCAUGAUGCAUUAUUUGAGGUCACUUAAAAUCAAUAUUUUUUGUUUUGAGUUCUUUUGUUCCCUUGAAAAUGUUCAUUUGUUUGUUCCGAACCUUCCGAUUUCAUUUGAUUCGCAGCAUUACCAUAUGCAAUCUAUCAUUUUGGUUAUGCUUUUAUUUUAUAUAAUUAUACAAUAAAUUCUAAGAGGAA